Molecule: messenger RNA, 2484 nt
Organism: Pseudomyrmex gracilis
Lineage: Eukaryota; Metazoa; Arthropoda; Insecta; Hymenoptera; Formicidae
Product: transcription factor glial cells missing-like
Exons: 6
Coding region: 412-2484 (690 amino acids)
Biological process (GO): gliogenesis; regulation of transcription by RNA polymerase II
Cellular component (GO): nucleus
Molecular function (GO): DNA-binding transcription activator activity, RNA polymerase II-specific; RNA polymerase II cis-regulatory region sequence-specific DNA binding
Source: RefSeq, a predicted model, not a curated record
UCCGAACGCAAACGUCAAACUUGAUCCAGACAGAGACAGAUCCGCGCAAAAUUUCGAUACUGAUCGAUCUUUUUUUUUUUUUUUUUUUUUUGAAUUUCAAAAGAAGUUUCGAAGAUUCAUCGAGAGCAGUAUGAAUCUACGGACUUUCGUAGAUCGGCCGAUUGUCGACGCAGCGAUAGGUUCGAAAGAAUCGGAUUGUUUCGCGCGACAAUGAUCGAGCGAAAUGCUCGGAGGAAUUUUCUAUCAAAAUUGCAGUGAAGUGCAAACUCGUGCUCCGUCGGUGACUAUAUAGGAAAAGUGGCGCAUUCCGCGUUUGUAUAUAAUUGAAAUCGUCCGCGGAGGACGUUUCGUGGUUUCGAUCGCGAAUUACCAGCUGGGCCACCGAAGAACGACAAUUACGAAACGUCGACUAUGGUAGUUCUGAGUCGUGUGGGGUCGCCGACGAUGUCAGCGACUGUCGCCGGCAACCAGCAACAGCAGCAUCCUCAUCAGGAAUGGGACAUAAAUGAUUCGAACGUUCCGAGGGUGGUGGAAUACGAUCCUUGGUGCGAAUGGGCGGACGGACACGUGAGGAGAGUCUACGGGCCAGAUUGCGAGGAAGCGAGGAGACACGCCUCGGGUUGGGCGAUGAGGAACACGAAUAAUCACAACGUGAGCAUCCUCAAGAAGAGUUGUCUGGGAGUUCUGGUCUGCUCUCAGGAGUGCGUACUACCCGGCGGCGGAAGGGUUCACCUCCGACCGGCGAUUUGCGAUAAGGCGAGAAAGAAGCAACAGGGUAAACCGUGUCCGAACAGACAGUGCACCGGUCGGUUGGAAAUUCUAUCGUGUCGCGGACAUUGCGGUUACCCCGUCACCCAUUUCUGGCGUCACACCGAGCACGCAAUUUUCUUCCAAGCCAAGGGCCAGCACGACCAUCCGCGACCGGAAGCAAAAUCUACGUCCGAAGCCCGAAGAAGCGUCGGCGCCGGCAGAAGGGUCAGAGGACUGGCGGUCCUAUUGGCGAGAGAAGCCGCUCUGGGUUCCAAGUUAAUGUCGCUGCGGGGCACCAAAAGGUCAAGCACGGACACGGUCGAACAACCUGCGUCGCGAACGACGCAGCCACCGCCACUGAUCUCCGAUAAAGGGUAUUCGUGCUCCUGUCCGCCGUUCGAGUGUAUGUGCACGUUGCAAACGAACGUAGUACCGUCCUACCCGCAGUCGCAUCAUCACCAGACGGCAGUAUACUCCCAACAAUUUCCCCUCGCAGAUAGUCCUUACUGGCUUCAAGACGCUCCGCCGCAAGAGAACACCGUCGGUUACUGUUUGCCGAAUCAGGUUUCCCAGGAAGCGUCCUACGGCGAUUUUCCGCCGUUCGCGGGCGAUCUCUUUCAACCGGAGGAAAUCUUUCAGUUGGAUCAACCUCUGAGGCCGGACUUUCCCUCGAAUUCCCAGGAGGUGGCUCGCUCGCCGCCGACUCUGCUCGAUCUCGGUAGCGGCACCAUCAAGUACGAGGUGAAGCAACAGAAUCAGGAUCAGAAUUAUUGGAACCAGUUUCUAAGCGAAGAUUCCAGCAGCAGCCAUCUGAGUCUGCCCCAGGACGACAGGCUUCACUUCGCCAGUUUCGAAUCCGAGAAAGUCAGCAACGGCUUCUCCUCCAGAAGAGUGAUGCAUCAGUACGUGCAGGACAAGAAUCAGAAUCAAUCGUUAAACAACACUUUGAAUUAUCAAAGUUACUCCAGACAGCAAGGUCAGAAAGGCUACGUUGAGAGCAACGCCAAGGACGAACAGUCUUACUGGUCUCAGAAUCAACAGGACAACAGAUUACAGACUCUGGAUAGUUUCGAGGUCAAGGAGGAGGAUCUGUUGUCCGCGCGCAGAGAAGUCAACGAGUGUUACAAGAACAACAGUCAGCCGUCGAUGGUGGACAGAACGGAGUACAAUAUCUAUCAGAGACCGAAGAGCGAGGAUUUGCAGGACACAGCGCGACACAACUGUAGUCCCGAGAACAAACCGUAUCCCUUCGACGGGUAUCAUCAGAUGUUCGAGCAGAGCGACGUCAAGAAUCAGCCGCAGAACCGCGCCGUUUGUCAGAGCUCGACCAGAACGACGAAUCUGGACGACAAGCUUCAAAGUGGUGGUUACGGCAAUCAUCACGAGAGCUCGGAAAUCGCGGGAAGGCUGUACCACAACAAUUCCGGCGCGGUCGAAACGUCGAUUCAGUCCCAGAACAGUCCCGAGCCGUUCUUUUAUCCCAGCAACGAUCGUUGUCAUUACACCUGCGAGAUUCUCGAGCGGGUGCCGCAGAUGAUGAACGCCGGUCCGGUUCACGGGGCCGUUAACAGUUACGGCAGCGACCAGACGACCGCCGCCGCCGACCUGGAACUGCCACCCUUCGUUGAUUACACGCUAGUCGGGAUGCUGUGCAGCUCCGCGGACGAGGACACGUCGAGCUUGCUGCCGGGAUGCCCUCAGGACUCGCACAGCAGCUACAUUUCUCAUCAUUAG